Molecule: messenger RNA, 666 nt
Organism: Aureobasidium melanogenum CBS 110374
Lineage: Eukaryota; Fungi; Ascomycota; Dothideomycetes; Dothideales; Saccotheciaceae
Product: cutinase-domain-containing protein
Exons: 2
Coding region: 1-666 (221 amino acids)
Biological process (GO): carbohydrate catabolic process
Cellular component (GO): extracellular region
Molecular function (GO): cutinase activity
Source: RefSeq, a predicted model, not a curated record
AUGAAAUCCUUCUUCGUUGCUUGCCUUGCUGCGACCAGCGCUUUCGCAGCACCUCUUGCUGCUCCUCAGCUGGGCGGCUUCCCAAGCUUCGGCGGUGGUCUCGGCAGCUUAACCAGCAACGAUGUCAUCGACGGUGUUUGCAAGCCCGUGACUUACAUCUUCGCUCGUGGUACCACCGAACUCGGCAACAUGGGAUCCACGGUCGGCCCAGCUCUUCAGAGAGCCCUGGAGUCUGCCUUUGGUGGCAACAAUGUUGCUACUCAGGGUGUCACAUAUCCUGCUGAUGUUGCUGGCGCUAUUAGCGGUGCUCUCAAUCCUGGCUCUGCUCAGGGUGCCCGUACCAUGGCUAGCUUAACUCAGCAGGCUCUGAGCAAGUGUCCUGAUACCAAGAUUAUUCUUGCCGGCUACUCGCAGGGUGCUGAGCAAGUGCAUGGCGCUCUUAUGAACCUUCAGAAGGGACAGGUCUCUGUUGCUCUUACUUUCGGCGACCCGCUCCAGAGGAUCCCAUUCAGAAACAUCGACGCUGGUCGUACCAAGGUCUACUGCAAUCUUCUCGAUGGCGUCUGCAAUGGCGCUUUUAUUAUCUCUGCUGCUCACUUGUCCUAUUCCUUUGAGGAUACUACUCCUGCUGCUCAGUUCGCUAAGGGUGUCGUUGGCAAUAUUUGA